GGUUUCCGUGCUGCUGCACUUGCUGGCUGAGAGCUCCCUCCUCUCUCCAUCUCUCUGUGUGUUUCUCUCCCCAUGACUCUGACAGCAUCUCAUGCUCUCGCUUUCAAUCCUUCUUCCCACAAUUCACACACAAUCUCCUCAGAACAGGGAUGAUGUCACUUCCUUCUAGAGUGUGUCGAGGGGUGUGUGCGAGGGGGGGAAGUCACGACCCCGGCUCAUUCGCUCCAAGCAACCCCAGUUGAAUAAAUGAGGUUUCCGUCUUGGAGGGAGGGAAGUGCUCUGAAGAUGAUGCCUGGCUUCCUUGGCAGACAGUCAUCAAGCUGUCCUUUCCUCUUCUGACUGGGAUUUUCAAUGGCUGCAUGAAGAGUUCGUGGUUUCCUCCUUCACUCGUGAUGUCUGUCUCCGUGGACGUGAACUUUCCCUGAAACACCCUCUCGGGAGAGAAGAAUGUGCUUCUGCUGGACCACUUGCCAUGAGAUGAGCAUCGUGCCUGCUGAGCCUCCUCAGACCUGCUAGCCAUGCCAGGGAUUGUGGUGUUCCGCCGUCGCUGGUCUGUGGGCAGCGAUGACCUCGUUUUGCCAGCCAUCUUCCUCUUCCUCCUUCACACCACCUGGUUUGUGAUCCUUUCCGUGGUGCUCUUCGGGCUGGCGUACAAUCCCAACGAGACCUGUUCCCUUAACCUGGUGGACCAUGGCAGAGGCUACCUGGGCAUCCUGCUCAGCUGCAUGAUCGCAGAGGUGGCAAUCAUCUGGCUCAGCAUGCGUGGCAGCAUCCUGUACACAGAGCCCCGGGACUCGAUGCAGUAUGUGCUCUAUGUCAGACUGGCCAUCCUGGUGAUCGAGUUUGUGUACGCUAUUGUGGGCAUCGUUUGGUUAACACAGUACUACUCCUCCUGCAAUGACCUCACUGCCAAGAGUGUCACCUUGGGAAUGGUCGUCUGCAACUGGGUCGUCAUUCUGAGUGUCUGCAUCACUGUUCUGUGUGUCUUUGACCCGACGGGACGGACCUUUGUCAAACUGCGAGCCACAAAGAGGAGACAGCGCAACCUGAGGACGUACAAUCUGCGGCAUCGCCUUGAGGAGGGACAGGCCAGCAGCUGGACUCGCCGGCUCAAAGUUUUCCUUUGCUGCACACGGACAAAGGACUCCCAGUCAGAUGCAUACUCUGAAAUUGCCUACCUUUUUGCUGAGUUUUUCCGAGAUCUUGACAUAGUCCCAUCUGACAUCAUCGCGGGCCUGGUCCUCCUGCGUCAGAGGCAGAGGGCAAAGCGCAAUGCAGUGCUAGAUGAGGCAAACAAUGACAUCUUGGCCUUUCUGUCUGGGAUGCCAGUGACCAGGAACACCAAGUACCUGGAUCUGAAAAACUCGCAAGAGAUGCUGCGGUACAAAGAGGUCUGUUAUUAUAUGCUGUUUGCCCUGGCAGCCUAUGGCUGGCCCAUGUACCUGAUGAGGAAGCCCACCUGUGGACUCUGUCGCCUGGCUAGAUCCUGCUCAUGUUGCUGUCUCUGCCCCUCGCGGCCCCGCUAUGCCCCUAGUGUCACCAUUGAGGAGGAUAACUGCUGCGGCUGCAACGCCAUCGCUAUCCGUCGCCACUUCCUAGAUGAGAAUAUGACUUCAGUGGACAUUGUCUACACCUCCUGUCAUGAUGCGGUCUAUGAAACUCCUUUCUAUGUGGCUGUGGACCAUGAGAAGAAGAAGGUGGUCAUCAGCAUCCGAGGAACUCUGUCUCCAAAGGAUGCCCUGACUGACCUGACAGGGGAUGCAGAGCGCCUCCCAGUUGAAGGUCACCAUGGAACCUGGCUGGGACACAAGGGAAUGGUGUUGUCUGCUGAGUACAUCAAGAAGAAAUUGGAGCAGGAGAUGGUGCUUUCUCAAGCCUUUGGACGUGACUUGGGCAGAGGAACAAAACACUAUGGGCUGAUUGUGGUGGGCCAUUCCCUAGGGGCAGGCACAGCUGCCAUUCUGUCCUUCCUGCUGCGUCCGCAGUACCCAUCGCUGAAGUGCUAUGCCUAUUCUCCCCCAGGGGGGCUGCUGAGUGAGGAUGCCAUGGAGUACUCAAAAGAGUUUGUGACUGCUGUCGUGCUUGGCAAAGAUCUAGUUCCCAGGAUUGGUCUCUCACAGCUAGAGGGAUUUCGCCGGCAGCUUCUUGAUGUUCUCCAGAGAAGUAACAAACCAAAGUGGCGAAUCAUUGUGGGGGCCACAAAGUGUAUACCCAAGUCAGAGCUCCCGGAAGAGACUGAAGGGAAUUCAGUGACCAGUAGCCGUCUCUGGACUCACCCCAGUGACCUAACUAUUGCCCUGUCUGCCAGUACGCCACUCUAUCCACCUGGCCGCAUCAUCCAUGUGGUGCACAAUCACCCUGCUGAGCAGUGCUGUUGCUGUGAACAGGAGGAUCCCACUUACUUUGCAAUUUGGGGCGACAAUAAAGCGUUUAAUGAAGUCAUCAUCUCCCCAGCAAUGCUGCAUGAACACCUCCCUUAUGUGGUCAUGGAGGGGCUCAACAAGGUCCUGGAGAAUUACAACAAGGGCAAAACUGCCUUGCUUUCUGCGGCCAAAGUGAUGGUGAGUCCAACAGAAGUGGAUCUCAACCCGGAAUUGAUCUUCCAGAAUCAGCCCCUGCCCAGCGGACCCUCAUUACAGAUCGGGAUUGGCGCCAUAACAGUGGACAGAAGGAACAGCAGCGUCAAGAGCAAGUCCCAUUCUGAAAUCAGUUUGGAGGGGUUUUACGAGACCAAGCUCCUUUCUCCUGUGCAGAAGGACCCUGUGGAGCUAUUGCUUCUGGAUACCAAGGAGCGUUUGUCUGUGGAGCUGCAGGACCGUCGUGCUCCUCUCGCUACCAUGGAGAGUCUGUCUGACAAUGAAUCCAUCUACAGCUUUGAGUCGAGGCGCUCCUCUGGAUUCCGGAGCAUCCGCGGUUCACCCAGCCUCCACGUCGUCAUGGAGAAGGACGAGACACACUGCUUUUAUAUAGACCCCAUUAUCCCUGAGGAGAACCCCUCCCUCAGCUCACGGACAGAGCUGCUUGCUGCCGACAGCCUCUCCAAACACUCCCAGGAGACCCAGCCCCCGGAGGCCCUGCACAACAGUGGUGGCACUACCCCCCGGCGACGCGGCAGUGAGGAAGGGGCUGGUAGUGAAGGGGACCACGUUUCCUUCAUCCCCGAGGAGGAACUGACCCUCCAGAAUGGACGGCUUACUGAUGUGCCCAGUCCACAAGUGCUGGAGUUUGCUGAAUUUAUAGACAGCCUCUUUAACCUGGACAGCAAAACCAGCUCCUUCCAGGACCUCUACUGCAUGAUGGUAUCUGACAGCUCCAGUGACUUUGCUGAGAUGCCCAAGUCAGUCAGUGAUCAGGAGAUCCUGCUGAGAGCACAGUAUGAGCCCAACCUAGUCCCCAAGCCCCCUAGGUUGUUUGCUGGCUCAGCAGAUCCCUCUUCUGGCAUCUCAGUCUCUCCCUCAUUCCCUCUGAGUUCCUCUGGAGAGCUUAUGGACAUCACUCCCACGGGCAUGAGCAGCCAGGAAUGCCUGGUCACUGACAAAAUCCGGACUUCCACUCCAGCUGGUCAUGUGACCAGCCCUGCCAAGCAGGAGGACCUCAUGAUCUCAGCCCUCUAGUGCAGGAGUGGAGGGGUGAGGCUCCAAGAGCCAAUCCCAUGAGCUGAAUACUGGGAUAACACUUGGAGGAGCUGGUCAUUGGGCAGUUCGGAAGUGGGAGAGACGCCUGAGAAUGUUCCUUCUGAGGUGCCUUGCUGGUGGCAUCGUGACGUCAGGGGGAUGGAUUCCGUAUGCUGGGUCAUAUGCUUAAGUUUGGGAGAAGAUGUUCUGCCUCUCAAAGCCUGCUACAAUAAGAGGGUCUCAUCAGUGGAGUUAGAUGUUUGGUUUCCCUACCUCAGCCUACUGGAUUAAAUCAGAGGGCAGAUUCCCUGCCUCAGGGCAUCUGCUGAGGCACAGGGCUCAGAUUUCCUGCUCGAGGGAGUCUGCUGGAGACGGGGUGAAUUCCCUGAGGUGAGAGGACUGGAUUAUCAGAAGUAAGGGUCGUAUCACCUCCCGUUGUCAUUUAAGUGGUGUCAAUAGCGAGCAGAUUGCGACUUUGGGCCCAAUUGCACUAACACGUCACGUCUGACCCAAGCACCAAUUCAUCACCCUUUCAUGGUGUUUGUUUUUAUAAGACACUCUCUCCCGUUUUAAAGCCAUUGGAUCUGUAUUCCCAGGGAAUGCAGCCACCCUCUCCCUGACCAGGCGCAGCGAGAAUCAGGCUGGCACUGUGUGUUUUCGCUUCCCUGAUUACCUCUGAGUUCACUGACUACCAGGCUUCUUCUGAGAAGAAAGGAAAUCCAUAUACUAGAGAGCCGAAGGCCACUGCUGCAUCCGUCCUCCACCAGAGGGGUGGGGAAGGUCUCUUGGGUCUCGCCUUCAUCACUUCACAGCUCCCUGGAACACUCAGAACUGGUGAUGUUCCCACCACAGACUGACAGGAUUUUCAUCUCAAUACCGCAUGGAUGGAUUGGUUUAAACUAGCUUUUGGUAUUUAAAAGGCUUGCCAGUGCCAAGCAUUAUCUGCCAGGUCCCUGUGGUGCCUGGGAGCCUCCUUGGGCCUGUUCCUGGUCGUCAGUCCACCUUCCUCGCAGACCAACACUGGUCUCUGCCCUCGGAGUUCAGGGAAAAGAUGAACCUUUACCAAGUGUUGAAAUCUCAUGUAUGUUUACAGAGCUGCUAAGCUUUUCAGAAGGUAUUCAUUACACAAAUUGGAAAGCCUUCCUGGAGCAAGAAGAAUGUUCUGUUUCCCCUUCCUUGCUGUUCCCUCAGUGUGCGGGCUGAGGGGAGAGUGGAGGGGGCAGGAGGUGCUGUUAUUGCAAAUCCUUGUUUCAAAGUGGAGGCCCUUUGAUCCAAGCCCAAGGGAAAGCUGCAUGCAUCCCUCCCGCAGGGGUUCAUCCCCUUCACCCUGCUGCACGACAACUCGUUAAAAAGCCCCAAUAUAUUGUCAACAAAAAUAGUGACUGAGCAACCAGUCCUGUUGCUCUCAAUGCCAGUGCCCAGGGUAGCCUGCUGGCUCUACUGAAUGAAUGGAAGGGAUUUUCCGAUGACGGAAGCAGGAGGGAGACUAACUGCCUAGGCAGUUAAACAUACUGUGACCUACAAGAGUCCUCUAACUGGAAAAAGACUUCAUAUCAGAACUCAGCAGAAUCAAUCCGUGUCUCUGCAGCUCUGCCCUCCUUCACCGGAAAAGAAUCUCCUGUUUGAGUCAGCUGUAAAAUGCCCCCAUCUUACCGGAGCCCUUGGCUGUGCAAUUCCCAGUACAGUGAGAAUUCCAUGCUUCUGAUAGGUUAGCCCCAUUACACAACAGGAAUUGAUGGGUCCAGUUCACCAUCAUGGUACAUCUUUGUUGUUGGUUGUUUGUGCUAGGUGCUGUACAAACACCAAACAAAAAAUAGUGUAAAAUGGCACCAAAUAAGAACAGGAACAUUUUUACACCCACUCAGCAUGGCAAUGUUGAAUUGGUUCCUAUGUGUCCAGUGUGACAAUAUCAUGUAGGGUAGAUUCCCCAGUCCCUACCAUGAAAUGCUUAGUCACUGGGAGUGCAGACGUUUCCAUUUAUAAAUACUAAAACAAAAUCUUUUUAACUGUCCCAGUAGUUUAGAUUCCAGAUGUGACCUUUCUUAAAACUCCGGCAAUCAGAGGGAAUAAUGUCCUUCAGAUUCUAAAUAUCUUUUUUUUAAUCUAUUAGUUGCUGAGCAACAAAGUUCCUUCUUUUUUUUUUUAAAUAGGCCCUACCAAAAAGAGCAGUGUGGUGUGUUCCCCUUGCUGGCUUUGCAGCAACAGUUGACCAGCAUUGUGCUGACAACAUGAAUGGUUCUGGCACCUGUACAAGAACAACUGUAUUAAUACUUGCUGGAGGAUUCUCUGCUCCUUGAAGUCUUUAAACCACGAUUUGAGGACUUCAAUAGCUCAGACAUAGGUGAGAGGUUUUUCGCAGGAGAGGGUGGGUGAGAUUCUGUGGCCUGCAUUGUGCAGGAGGUCGGACUAGAUGAUCAUAAUGGUCCCUUCUGACCUUAAUAUCUAUGAAUCUAUGAAUACCAUCCUCCAUUGGAAGUGCAGGGCAAGAAUGCAUGGUAAGGGAAUUAAAAGAUGAUUUUCAGGAAGGCAUUACAAUGAGCAGUACAGUUUAGAAUAACAAGGGGAAUUUGCAGAAUUUAGGGAGUAGGACUAGCAGGCUAGGCUCACCACUUGCAGCAGUCUGCUGAGGGUGCUGCAGUGUGGACAGGGUGACACCCUGCCUCAAGCCAUCUGCUAGCCUUGGGGAAAGGGCGCAUGUUCCUGCCUUGCCCAGUAGGCUGAGGUCGGGUAGUAAUAAUAACACUUAGCACUUAUCUAGCGCUUUAUAUUUUCAAAGCACUUUACAAACAUUAAUGAAGGAAUCAUCCCAACCCCUAGUAGUUAGGUACGUACCUACUGUAUUAGGAGAUGCCUCGGAGAAUCUGCUGAGGCUAGGUGAAGCCGGUUCCCAAUUUUGGGAGAUUAGGGGGUCAGAGUCACAGAAAUUAUGUGAUCAGAUAGCGUCCCUGUUAGUGAAGGUUUUGUUAGCAUCUAAGUGAUUUCACUAGUGACUAGAUUAUAACUAAUGGGUCACACUAUUGCACUAAGAUGUCACGUCUGACCUGGGCACCCCUUUGUUGCAGUUGUAUGUUUUAACACUGUCUACGUUUUCAAAGCCAUUGGAUUACAGGGAAUUCAGAAGCUCUCUCCCUGACCAGCGGUAGAGGAAUCCAGCCAGCAGGUUGUGUUCUUGCUCCCCAGUUUACAUGCUCUGUGGCUAUGGGGCUUCUGCCAAGAAGUUGGAAAUAUGCAGCCUCUGGUGUCCCAGGGCUGCCACUGACCAAAGAAGAGGGGAGUUGAGUUGUGAGAGGGUCCAAUUAGAAAAGUUUCCAACGACAGUAUCUCAUGGCCUCCCCUCUUGUAGUCAUUUUUCAUUGUCCCCUCCUGGGAAAUCACAGAGUAAACCCAUGCUCUCUGCACCAGCACUGCCCAAACACACGUUAAAUUUCCCCCUUGAAGUGACUGAUGUGUAACUCCCCCCCAUUGUCUUAUGCAUUAUAGAGAGCAUUUGCAAAACGCAGCCUCCCACUGCACCCAAAAGAACAUAUCUGAUGUGUUUGUGUUUAACGCUGAGCCCGUCACUAAUCCGCCAUACAUAUCCCAUGCUGCACUCCACCUUCUCUGUCUUUCCUCUACUCUGAUAUGUUUUCUGAGACAACUAUACCUAGCACUUAAGGUUCCUUCACUGCUUGACUGCUGGAUCUUAUCCUGCAGCUCCUGUGCAGCCACCUUGUGCCUUUAAUGUUUGGAUGGUCCAUUGAAAGGUCAACGGGACAUCAUAAUGUGACUGGGGCAGUACUGGAUGUACCUGACACGUUAGAGAGCAGCUAAGCUGUUAAUCGUUUGUGUCAGUUCUUGGGGCACACUCUUGCCUUUCAUCCCAAUCAGUGAGUGAUUAGUACUGGAGUGCCGUUCCAGUGAACAGUCAGAGCAGAAGGCACCCAAAUUGCUGGAGCUGAGAGACUGGGUUUUCUGCACCUUAAAAAUUAAAAUGUAUAAAGUGAAACCUAAUACACCAAUGCAGCUUUGCCAAAGAGUCCUACAAAGAAACCUCCCCAAUUAGGCACUUCGUGGUUAGCUGAAUAAUAAUGAGACAGCACUUGCAUAGCAAGUUUUAUCUUCAAAGCCCAUAGAAGACUGUGAUGGACUGUAACCCUGAAACCUUGGAACAUUCAGGGACAACAUGGGAGGCUUUAAACCAUUGUAACAGCACUGGUUUAACUCCCAUACCUCCUAGGUCAAAGAGAGAUGGGCUCUAAUCCUGUCUCUGAAAGUAGUGAGGAUCCAUGAAAGGCGUAUGUGCUUGGGUGAUGGAUAUUGCUCUUGUGCUUUUUCAAACAGAACCGGACCCAGAACUGAUCCCUGUGGGACCCCACUUGAAUUACUGAUAACUGCUCUCUGGAAAUGGUUUUCCAACCAGUAUGCACCCACCUUAUAGUAGUUACAUCUAGGUUGUAUUUCCCUAGUUUGUUUAUGAGGAGGUCAUGCAAGACUGUAUCAAAAGACUUACUAAAGUCAAGAUAUGCUACAUGUACUGCUUCCCCCCCAUCCACAAGGCUUGUUACCCAGUCAAAGGUACGGUCCCUUUCAAUUUUAUUGAAUGUUCCUUUGUACUGGAACACCUUAUCUACCGUCUUCAUAUCAUUCAGUAUUUUAUAUAUCUUUGAUGUCCCCUUCUGAUUUGUCUCAUCUCUAUACCUAUGCCGUCCCAAUCUUACCCAUCUCUUCAUGUGGACAUUCUUCCAUGCCUCUGAUCAUUUCUGUCUCCCGUCUGUGAACCCCCCUCUAUUUCUUGCCCUAUUCUCUUUUUAGAUAGGGUGACCAGAACUGCACAAAGUAUUCCCGGGGAGGGUAUCUCAUUGACUUAUAGAAUGGCAUUAUAUAAUAUUUUCAGUAUCUUUCUCUCUCCCAUUUUUCAUGCAUUCCAGCGUUUUGUCUGCUUUGCUGACCACAACUGGGCAUUGAGCAGAGGUCUUCAUUGACCUGUCCGCACCGAUGCCCAGGUCUUUUUCCCUGAGUUGUGACAGUUACUUUGGAACCAGUAAGGCAUAUGAGCCGUUCAAAUGAUUCCUUACAAUGCCCAUUAGCUUCAUUAAUCAACACUGAAUUUCAGCUGCUGGUGUGUUCCCCAUUUGCCUUUCUUGGCUAGGCCCUUCUGAAAUCCCUUAAGGUUUUAGUCUUCUCCAAUCUUGGCUAAUUUACAUAUUUUUUUUAGUCAUCUACCAGUGUUCUAACCUUACUGCUUGCCCGUUUUCCAGAUCAUUGUUCCAUAUAUUACAUAGCACUGGUUCUCGUAUGGAAUUUGGGGAGCACCCCACUAACAAGGCAGAACAAAUAUCACCCAGCCUAUGCAAAAUGUGCGUAUUUUCCUUUGCAGGUUUUACUUGCAGAGCAAGCAGGUCUAUUAUGAAUUCAGUGUGGCUGCUUGGAAUAUCCUGGACUGCUCAGUUCUAGGCUAUCUGCCAUUCCUCUGCUUGUGUACACGCGCAUGCACACACUUGCAAGUACCUUGUGUACUUUUAAAUGCCGCCUGCUCCAGCUAAAUCUCACUUCACAUUGUGCAGGAGGGCAGCCUAGUAUAAUGUUUAAUUUCCCAUCGUGAUCAGCAGCGCUUUCUCUGCAAUAGAUGCCUUGGGAACUCCCCCCAGCUCGUGUUUUGCUAGAGCCUGGUCUUCAUUAUGCUAAGUAAAGCAAGCACACUUACAUUUAACCAAAAGGCUAACCCCAAUUUAUCCCUUUUCCCCAUAUACACAACAUACAGACAGUCUGGCUGCAGAGACUUUCUUACUCUGUGGCAAGGACAGUGGCUUUUAAUCUACUCUUUCUGGUUACAGUAGCUCUGUGUGAUUUGUGUGUUCUGUAGAUAGCACAUAGAUUUUAAUACUUUCCUGAUAAGGUGAUUAAGUAAAUAAAAUGCCUAUAAUACUUGCUGGCAAGACAUCCUAAGUUAACCUAUUGCAAACCUCUACUAGUUCUGCCUUUUAUCAAAGUCCCUCCAGCCUUCCUCCAAUUUGCAGAGUUAAUUGUUUUCUUUUUUUCUGUCUGUAGUACGGUUUAAGUCUCAGAUUCCUUCUUCUGAAUAUCCCUCCGCACUGCCCCCAGUUUGUCAUUGACAUCGCCUAUCUGAAUCUACCCGAAGCUGGGUUUUUGCUAAGAGGGUUAUUGUUUCGUUAUGUUGCCCCAACCCUCAUGUGUUCAGUUUCUCUGCAUUUUUUCAGAGUGAAGAGACAAUACCUCUGAUCCCUCUUCUUUCAGGUUAGGGUGAUUUGGGGAGUAAAUGACUGUUACCUAAGUGCGUGCUCCUUCUCUAUUGUUCCUUAGCAACAAAAGUUACUAGUCAUAAGAGCAGAGGGAAGUAAAAGAGUAAUGGAUUAAAUGGGUAAUGUAUUAAGUCUGAGGACUCAGUGUAAAAGAAAAACCCAACAUAGAACAAACAGGGAUACUAUUAUUGUGCGUAUGACUAGUGUGGUAGACGCUGUACAAAAUGAUACAUUACAUGAACUAUUAAACAAGGAAACAGGAUAAAUAGAUUUAACAGUGUGGCAGCCUGCCUAGAGCAAGGCAUUAUGUGCAGUGAGCUCGAUGUUGGUCCUUUCAUAGUUAAUUAAAGUUAAACUCAAAAUUGGCUCUCUGCACCUUUAAACUUGUAAACGAACACAAAAAGUAACCGCUUGGUCAUAACAUGCAAAUGAAGGUCCUGACCCAGCCCAGGUUCUAGGUUAGGACUGAGUAAGUCCUCUACUGGCCCAACUCCACCCACCACCCCUCCUGGGAUGAAGCAGGCAAACUUUCUUAAUUUGCCUGUGCUUUCCUGAUUGGUUAGUGUCUCUUUCCAGAUCUUCUAGGCUUAUGGAGGACUAAGUCAUGUGGUACCCAAGCUUGAGUGGGUUUGUCUCAGGCAGGGUGGUGUCAGGGUGCUGACACUUCCAGCCAGGAGCAGAGAAGGCCUAAUAGAGCAUUGGUACAAGUAGCAAAUAGCCCUUGUUGUCACUGAGAGAUGACACACACACACACACUCAUUCCUCACAAGCAGUGCACACAACCCCUCUUACGCUGUCUGAAGGAAUGAUCUAGAAAUCCACUGCUCAUUUUUCACAGAUGUUCUCUCCUCUGGUCUUCUAUAUGAGAGAUUGUUCCCCUCUCUAGCCUCCAGCAGGACUGGCACAACCAGGAACUCCGCUCUUCCUUUUCAGUAAUUACUGUGGAAUUUAAGGUCUCUGUAUAUUCCCACCACCACUCUCUUCUGAGCUGGAGCAUCUCAUGUCCUCUUGUUAAUGUCCAGAUUUGCAGUCAACGGAGAAACUAAACUAACAGAUGUCAGAGCCACAUCUCUUGUCCCUGGGUUACCUCCACUGUUGUCCCUGAAUUGUACAGGGUUACAUUCCAUUGCACAUGCUGUGACUGAGCAAGCCUCACUGUCCUGCUGUGAGUUAGGCAACUAUUAUCCCCAUUUUACAGGCAGGAAAAGCGAGGAAGGGAGGUGGUUACUUGCCCACGGUCACAUAGUGAGUUUCUCUUAGGGCAUGUCUACACUUAUCAGUAGAUACACUGCAAUCGAUGUAGCAAGUGUCAAUUUAGCAGGUCUGGUGAAGACACGCUAAAUUGAUGGGAGAGAGCUCUCCCGUCAAUUUUUGUACUCUACCUAACCGAGAAGCAUAAGGGAAGUUGAUGGGAGAUGCUCUUCUGUCGACACAGUGCAGGGUAGCCACCGUGGAUCUAACUAUGUUGACUUCAGUUACGUUGUUGACAUAACUGAAGUUGCGUAAGUUAGAUCGAUUUACUGCGAUACUGUAGACCAGGUCUCAGAUAUAGGAUUAGAAUGUGGGAGUUCCUGGCUCUGAAGCCUGUGCUCAAGUCACUAGAUCAUCCUCCUCUUGCAGAAAAGUUUAUAAAGAAUCUGUGAAAUGGAUUGAUCAGCGUUCUUUUCCCUUCAGCCUCAAGCCCCUGUUGGGGUGUGUCUCCUAUGUGCUAGUAAUAUUCCCUUCCUACCUACUAGAAUCCCUUAUGAUAGAGGCCACUCCUGGCACCACCUCUGCCCCCAUGACAGGAAGUUGUGAUACAGCAGGGAUCAUCCCAUGGGGACUGCAGUUCCUGUUUGCUUUGAUCAGUGUUUUACACCCCACUCUUAAGAGUCAGGGGCUUCACUGCCAAGUAAGAUGGUAGGAAACCAUAUUAAUGUGGUGGGCAAAGACUCAAACCCAAAUCUCUGUGAGUAUAAAUCUCUGUGUAACUGGAAUUCUGAUGAGUUCUCUAGAAAGGAGGCCCCUAGACUAGAACUCUAGUCCCAGAAGUGUGGGGUGCUGGUCUCCCCACAUCAAGAGGCUAGUUGUGGGGCUCUCAGCUCCCUCAAGGAGGUGGGUGUGCCAGAGGCAGCAUGCUGCCUUGCUGCUUCUGUUCCCACAUUCCACUAUAGUAGGUUUCUGCUUCAGCAUCUCCCUACCAAAUUCAUGCCCUGUGCUUCUUUCAGAGCCAUCUCACUCUGUACCCUGAGCAGGAGGAGAGGGGAUGAGGAUGCUGUUGGCAUAAACUUUGGCUCUUUAAAGGCAUAUGCACUGGAAAGUCAAAACAAAACCAGGGAGAGAGCAAAUCCAGUUCCCAGAUGUAUAUGACAUUUGUCAUAGGAAAUGGUCCCAGGAGACAUCAGGAAAUGUACGAACUUGCCUUCAAGCACUUUGCUGUCUCCAUUAAUGUUGUUUUCAUUGCUUCUGUGCUUGGAUUCAUGUCUUUGUUGUGCCUUUGUUUUCUAUUGCAAUGUAAGGAUCCUGUUUGGGACAGGACACCUGGCCUACUAGCUUCCUUUUCCCACCUGCAGAGACAGUGCUCCUACUUGGGAAUGGGGAAGGAAGGGAGAUGACAGGUGGGGACUGGACCAGCAUCACUCUGGCUGCCAGUCUCUGUUUUCCCAUCUUGGUUAGGCCAUGCCAUGUUUCCUCACUGUCCCCUGCUCCCUCAGGUUGUCUUAAAGUGCCAAUAGCAAAGCCUGACUGAUCUGAAGCAGGUCUCCUUCUCAUACCCACACAAGUAUGUAAGUCACCCUUCUGGAUCGAUCUAGUCUGGUAUCUUGUCUAGGGCAAGGACAGUUUCCUGCUGUACUAUGGGAAAGUGACCCCUGACAUGCACUAUGUCUAGCCAGUCAUGCAAUUCUGUAUUUGUCCCCUGGCUGGUGGUCAGAAGAUUUAGUCAUAAUAAGCAAAACUGCCCCCGUUUUUAACUCUGGCUCUGUUCUGCAAGAUUUCAUGAUGAAAGGAACUUACUGUAUUUAAACUGUGCAUUGUAUUUAUGAUGUAACUGACUGCACUUAGACUGUGGCUCUAGAACAGUGAUCUUCCAAUGCCAGACUCUGACAUGAGUGGAGUGGGAUUUCUGCUCCUCUCAUCCCUGUGUUUGAAUCCCCUGCUAACAUGGCCAUGCCUUGUUUUGCUUUUCUCUUACAUAGGAGCGGUCCGUCCAGCCAUUAUGUCCAUGAGAGAGGGAAAUGGUUAUUUUGCCACUAGUUUAAAUGAUUUUGCAAAAAUAAAUACAAUGCAAUGUAGGCAAAAACCUCCAUCAAUUUUGAUUGGAGCUCCACUUCUCUGCUGUUUGUCAUAGUCCUAGUGAAGUUCUGGUGUUCCAAAGUACAUGGUACAUGGGCAGUACUGGAGGGUCGUUUUCCACUCCCACGUAGCAUGUAUGUUACUCAACAUUCAGACUGGUUUAUUGACAGUUGCCUGCGUGGUCUGUCUUGUCUUAAUACACACUUUGGGGCCAUGGUGCAUACAAAGCGCUUGCAUCAGAGGUGUGAUUGAUGGAUCACUCCCUUGUACCCUAUCACGUCUCAAUGCCCAUAUCAGCAUGUCUGAGGCGCCCGCUGGUGGCCACUGUCUUGUGGAGAAGUGACUUCAUCUGCGAUGCAGAGGCCUCUGCUCCAAGCUCGCCGAGCUGCUGCAGUCAGAGGUGUAGAGGUCACUUCAAAGCAAGAGCCUCGAGCUUCCACUCCAGUGACAGACUCUGUUGAUAAAUCCAGUGAAUGGUUUAUGGGUGGUGAGUCACAUCCCCAUCCCUGUGGUCAGAAUGGUGGCCUUAAGGAGAAGGGAUGCUGCGGCCCUUUAAGACUCUUUCAAUUAGUCUGGCCUUUUGCAGGAGAGUCCUGUAAGGAUAACUGCCUGCCUGCCUGGCCUCCCAAGUAUGCUGCUGCUCAUGUGCAAAUGGCAAGAAUAGAGGAGCCCAGAUGAAGAUUUCUUUAUGCCCUAGUCUGCUCACUUUCCCUGUUGCAUGUCCCUUGGGAUGGAGCCGAGUUACAUGGACUCAGUGUUACAGAACACCCAGCUUUGUUCUAAUGGGGCCUUUGGGCCCUCGCACUUGGGAGGGGCUUUACCAAAUGAUGGUUGCUAUGGAGAAAGGUUUGUGUACAGGAAAUCACACUCCUUUUCCAUUCCCCAUCCCCCCCCCUUCAACAGAAGUCAAGGCCACAAGGCCCCACUGCCUGCUUCUUUCACCCUUUUUCACGUCUUGUGCUGGGGCAAACUGGACCAGGGCAAUUUCUAGCAAACUCAUUCACCCCACCCGCCUGUUUAGAGUCUUUGUAUCACUGGGGAGAAGGCAGCCCCCUUCUGUCCAGCCCUGAGCUGCUCCAGCUCCCUCUCCUGGGCCUUAGAGAGCCUUCAUAUGCAAUCACUGGGGAAGCAGUAAAGGAGCCCAUGUUCUCACACUCACUCAAGAGGUCACUGCCCUUCCCAGGAAUGCUGCCUGCUGGAUCCCUGCUCCACACUGCCCCAGCAUGAAGGCUAUAAGGAAACUCAAGCUCUCUUCAUGUGCCAUUCUCACGUGACUUUUUUGUACCUAUGUAUGAAAGAUCUAAACUAAUAUUGCUGUAAAGAAAGAUACAAAUUAAUAUAGCAUAUUAUAUAAAGAUAUAUGUAUAUAAA
This is a messenger RNA of Chelonia mydas (Green sea turtle), 14497 nucleotides long. It is a transcript of the gene DAGLA, whose product is annotated as diacylglycerol lipase alpha. The transcript has 20 exons. Lineage: Eukaryota; Metazoa; Chordata; Testudines; Cheloniidae. Bases 519 to 3614 code for a protein of 1031 amino acids. Gene Ontology annotation, biological process: lipid metabolic process. The record is from RefSeq and is a predicted model, not a curated record. Gene Ontology annotation, cellular component: postsynaptic membrane; dendrite membrane.